AUGACGCGAUUUGCUAGAGCAAAGGGUUCCAAAGCUUCCAAUGAAAAGGCACCUGAAGAUGGUACCCCAUGGGAGGUAAUGAAGGAACAGCUUCUUCAGUCAAAGAAGGAAAAUGAUGAAUCUAAAAAACGCGAAGAGGCUGAAAAGCAAAGAUUAGAGAAUUAUCAAACUUUUCUCAAAGAACAGAAAACACAGAAAAGGAAAGCUACCUGGUGCGAGUUUCCUGAGACAGAAAAAGCCAAAGUAGCUAAACUUCCAAGUAAGAAGAAAAAAUCUAAGGAAGAUAUAUCUAAAUCAGAGGCAACAGAAAACAAGAACUCAAAUGAAACUAGCAACAAUAUUACUGAUAUGAAUAAAAAACAAAAGAAAAAAAAGAAGAAGAUGAAUAAGAAUGAAAAUAAUUCCAUUACCCUUGAAGUGAAUGUAGAAAGUAGUAGUAAGAAAAAUAAAAAAUCUAAAGCUACUGUUCAAGGUGAGACGGAGGACAAUAACUCUAACAAAGUAAAUAUUAAUGAAGCAAGUACAAAUGCAACUGAGAAAUCUAACCAAACAAAUCAGCACAAUAAGUCUAUCAAAAAUCAGAAAAAAAAGAAAAAACUGUUAAAUGGGCAGCCAGUUAGACGAAAGGAAAUCAAUGAUAAUAGUUUCGAACUAAUUAUUAAUGGGAAACAAGUAGAACUGAUUAGAUUUGAUGGUUUCCCAAUCAUGAAAAAAGAUGCAGAACGGCUGCAGGAAUUAAAAAACAAUAUGAUCAAAAAGGGAAUUCCUAAAAGUGAAGUACAGAGAACCAUGAAGCUAGAGAGGCGUCGUGCUGAGAAAGCACUAUCCAGACUAAAGAGAGAUGUUUGCUACAAUUGUAGAAAGGGAGGUCAUAACCUGUCUGAUUGUCCAGAUUUGAAAUCCAAAAUACCAGGAGUUGAUGCUGCCGAUGGAGUAUGUUUUAAGUGUGGUUCAACUGAACAUAAGCAGUUUGAAUGUAAAGUACAGAAAGACAUGGAAUUCAAGUUUGCUACAUGUUUUAUAUGUAGACAACCAGGUCACAUAGCAAGACAAUGUCCUGAUAACCCAAAAGGCUUGUACCCUAAUGGAGGUGGUUGCAAAUUGUGUGGAGAUGUAACACACUUAAGGAAAGAUUGUCCUACAGCAAAUACAACAAAAGCAGAAACCAGUAUUAAACUUCAAACUCUAGACAGUGACAAUAACAUAGAAGAUAUUGGUCAACAGGGAACUGUUAAAACACAGACAGAGAGUGGAACAAGAAAGCCCAAAAAAAUCAAAUUUUAAAAACGUUUAUUGUUGAAAAUUUUAUAAUAAAAAAUGCUAUGUA
Molecule: messenger RNA, 1327 nt
Organism: Chilo suppressalis (striped riceborer)
Lineage: Eukaryota; Metazoa; Arthropoda; Insecta; Lepidoptera; Crambidae
Source: the annotation of a GenBank genome assembly